CAAUAUACAACCAUGUCAUUGUCUUUCAACCACCAUUUCACAUGUAAAUGCUGCAACUUUGGUUCUUUGUGAGCAUUACCCGGAACAUCAUUUGAUUAUUAAUGUAUUGUUGUUACUUGACAACUUAGCUAGCUCUUUAGUGCUCCAAAGAAGUGAGAAACCAAUUUCUCAAAUUUUGGUUACCACUUUGAGUGUAUAGUUCAAACUUGUAAUAAUGGGAAAUAGUUUAGGUGGGAAAAAGACCACAAAGGUGAUGAAAAUUGAUGGUGAAACAUUCAAACUAAAGACGCCCGUAAAAGUCGGUGAAGUGCUUAAGGAUCACCCGGGUCUUGUCUUGUUAGAAUCCGAGGAAGUGAAGCAUUAUGGAGUAAGAGCAAAGCCGAUGGAGUUACACAAGGAAUUGAAGGCGAAACGACUCUAUUUUCUUGUGGAACUUCCAAAGGAAAGUAGGGUUACGAGAAGGGUCCGUUCAGUGAUUAAUAUGAGUGCUAAAGACAGACUUGAGAAUCUGUCUUUAGCUCGGAGGUCAGCUUCUGACCUAACGAUUAUAAAAUCGACUAGUGAUUUCGAGGUGGGAAAAGAAGAGUUGGCGAAUGGCGGGGUGAGGUUGAAAAUGAGACUUCCAAAGGCGGAGGUUGAGAAGUUGAUGCAAAGUAGUAAAGAUGAAGGUGAGGCUGCUGAGAAGAUUAUGAGUCUUUGUAUGGCUAAUGGUAGCAAUGAUAAGAAACAAAAGAAGGAAAUGGUUUGGAAAGGAAGUACUAGUAGAGGUGCUGGUGAAUUCAAAAAGGCUUAUGAGAAAAGGGUGAGUUUUAAGCCAAUUAAUGAAGGAAGUUGUUCAAUAUCCGUGGCUUCCUAACCUUGAAGCUAAACUUGGAACUCUCACUGUUGCUGUUAGGGCUAGUUAUUAUCUCCCAAAAUGAAUGAAACUUCUAAUGUUUUUUUUUUUCACGCUUAGUUUAAUGUUGAAUUGCAUGUACUGUGGCAUCAAUAAUAAAAACAUUAGUGUUUGCAA
This is a messenger RNA of Vicia villosa (hairy vetch), 1012 nucleotides long. RefSeq lists its product as uncharacterized. The coding region runs from base 215 to 856 and encodes 213 amino acids. NCBI's taxonomy places the organism in Eukaryota, Viridiplantae, Streptophyta, Magnoliopsida, Fabales, Fabaceae. The record is from RefSeq and is a predicted model, not a curated record. The transcript has 2 exons.